CAAUCGUACUGCGAUGGUGAACGGAGUUAUUUUGUUGUGGUCGAAAAUAAAAAUUGAUCGCAGAUGUUAGGAAAGCUUUAAUAUCUUGUUUGGAACGAUUGAGGUUAGUGUGUAAUUAGAAUUGUGAGAGAUAGUGAUGAAAAAAUAGGUGUUUAUUGCAAAUUAAGGUCAAAAAAAGUAAUAACAUAACAAAAAUUAAGUCAGGGCGACUUUCGCUCAGAGGGUAGCUUACAGUAUGCUUAAAGUUUGCGAUAUUGGAUUAUUAUGGCUGCGGGUGAGGCUGCCACAACAAAGCCUCGUCAAGAGAAACAAUACGACUAUCUUUUGAAAUUUCUUCUGGUUGGAGAUAGUGACGUUGGAAAGCAAGAAAUAUUAAGCGGCCUCGACGACGGUUCCUCUGAGUCUCCGUUCUGCGGUGGUAUAUACACACACACAUCUUAUAAAACUACUACAAUUCUACUUGAUGGAAAAAGAGUAAAAUUACAACUUUGGGAUACGUCAGGACAAGGUCGUUUCUGUACGAUAAUCAGAUCGUACUCAAGAGGAGCACAAGGAGUUUUAUUAGUCUAUGAUAUUACUAAUAAAUGGUCAUUUGAUGGCAUUGACAGAUGGCUAAAAGAAGUAGAAGAGCAUGCUCCAGGUGUUCCAAAAGUAUUGGUUGGUAAUCGACUUCACCUGGCUUUUAAGCGACAAGUUGGAGAACGAGAUGCAGAGGCAUAUGCUGCCAAGAAUCAUAUGGCAUUUUUUGAGGUAUCACCUCUUUGUGAUUUUAAUAUAAGGGAAAGUUUUUCUGAAUUAUCGCGUAUGGCAUUGCAUCGAAAUGGAAUGGAAAGAUUAUGGAGAUCAAAUAAAGUUCUUAGCUUACAAGAAUUGGCAUGUCGUGCAAUCGUAGCACGAACAACAGUUUAUGAAAUAGAUCAAUUACCAUUGCCAAUUUCCAUCAAGUCACAUUUGAAAUCCUACGCAAUGACAACAACUUCGCAGCUUCGUUAUAACGGGAAUAGAUCUCUAAAUUCAAGCAAAAGUCUUGGAUCUCAUCAUCGAAAGUUGCGGUUCGUCGGAGCGGGUCACAAUGGACUGACGACACCAGGCAAUUCACCUGGCAGCAUUUCUGACUCGCGUUCUAGUUGCGCUGGUCGUAAUUCUUGCGCAAUAUCCUGAGGGUAAAAUUUUGCCGACACUCGGUUUUAUACUUCUACUAAGAGACAUCAACGUUCUUCCGUUUGUGGUUUAAUUAAUCAAGCUAACUAAACAAUAUAAUGAUUGUGAAGCGUAGACGUUUCACAAUUAUUCGUUUGAUUAAUUCACAUGAUAUAUACAAGUAGACGAUAAUUUUGAAUCAAUUGAAUGUUAUAUUUUUGAAACUUAGAUAAAGAAAAUCUACAGUUCAUAGAGCAUUUGAUUUAUUCAAAAUAUAUAAAUGAAUUUGAUAUAUAUCUUAGAAUUUGUAUAAAAUAAUCGUUCAUUAAGU
Molecule: messenger RNA, 1471 nt
Organism: Chelonus insularis
Lineage: Eukaryota; Metazoa; Arthropoda; Insecta; Hymenoptera; Braconidae
Gene: Rab40
Product: RAS oncogene family member Rab40
Exons: 3
Coding region: 265-1161 (298 amino acids)
Biological process (GO): intracellular signal transduction; protein localization to plasma membrane
Cellular component (GO): synaptic vesicle; plasma membrane; endosome
Molecular function (GO): GTP binding; GTPase activity
Source: RefSeq, a predicted model, not a curated record